This is a messenger RNA of Chinchilla lanigera (long-tailed chinchilla), 3657 nucleotides long. RefSeq names its product N-ethylmaleimide-sensitive factor attachment protein, beta (gene Napb). The coding region runs from base 84 to 980 and encodes 298 amino acids. Gene Ontology annotation, biological process: intracellular protein transport; synaptic transmission, glutamatergic; regulation of synaptic vesicle priming. The record is from RefSeq and is a predicted model, not a curated record. Gene Ontology annotation, molecular function: syntaxin binding; soluble NSF attachment protein activity. Lineage: Eukaryota; Metazoa; Chordata; Mammalia; Rodentia; Chinchillidae. The transcript has 11 exons. Gene Ontology annotation, cellular component: vacuolar membrane; terminal bouton; synaptobrevin 2-SNAP-25-syntaxin-1a complex.
CGCACCGCGCCCAACCCGCUAGAGGGAGAAGAGGAUCAGGCUGGUCGCAAGCCAGCCAGGAGUCUGUGGCGGCGGCAGGCGACAUGGACAACGCGGGGAAGGAACGCGAGGCGGUGCAGCUGAUGGCGGAGGCCGAGAAGCGAGUCAAGGCCUCGCAUUCCUUCCUCCGAGGGCUGUUCGGAGGAAACACAAGAAUAGAAGAGGCUUGUGAAAUGUAUACCAGAGCUGCAAAUAUGUUCAAGAUGGCUAAAAAUUGGAGUGCUGCAGGAAAUGCCUUUUGUCAGGCCGCCAAGCUCCACAUGCAGCUUCAGAGCAAGCACGACUCUGCCACCAGCUUUGUGGAUGCAGGGAACGCGUACAAGAAGGCUGACCCUCAAGAGGCUAUCAACUGCUUAAAUGCAGCCAUCGACAUUUACACAGACAUGGGAAGGUUUACGAUUGCAGCCAAGCACCACAUCACCAUCGCCGAGAUCUACGAGACUGAGCUGGUGGACAUUGAGAAGGCUAUUGCACAUUAUGAACAGUCUGCUGAUUAUUACAAGGGAGAAGAAUCUAACAGCUCUGCCAACAAGUGUCUGCUGAAGGUGGCCGCCUAUGCCGCGCAGCUGGAGCAGUACCAGAAAGCCAUCGAGAUCUACGAGCAGGUCGGGGCGAGCACGAUGGACAACCCUCUGCUGAAGUACAGCGCCAAGGACUACUUCUUCAAGGCGGCACUCUGCCACUUCAUUGUGGACGAGCUGAAUGCCAAGCUUGCUCUUGAGAAAUAUGAGGAGAUGUUUCCAGCAUUUACUGAUUCAAGAGAGUGUAAAUUAUUGAAAAAACUUCUAGAAGCUCAUGAAGAACAGAACAGUGAAGCUUACACUGAAGCAGUAAAGGAGUUUGACUCAAUAUCGCGCUUGGACCAGUGGCUGACCACCAUGUUGCUGCGUAUCAAGAAGUCCAUCCAGGGUGAUGGCGAAGGGGACGGAGACCUAAAGUGAAGCGUCUCUGUCUUCGUGGCAUGUAGCGCACUCCUCUUUAGUUUGUGUUAGGGCCAAGUGAUCCCAUGGGAUACCCAUUUAAUGGCUUCAUUCUGUUGCCUGUGAGCCCAGCGAUCUGUGUUGUUCGGCGCACUAUGUCUGCGUGACUGUGCAGCGACUGAAUGGGAGGCUCCUGUCGCUGUUGUGUUUGUGACAACCAGAGUACAUUUCAUGCUCGGCCCCCAGAGCUUCUCAAGGAGUGCUUCAGAUCUUACUCCCGUCCGUGACGUCCACAGGCCCCUCUUUCAUGCUGCUGUGUUUGUGUUCUGUUCCCUGGACUCUGGGACUCGUCUAAUGGACGCUUCACAGACUCCGUGUGUUGGUAUCUGGAUGUGUUCUUUCAGUGCAUUCAUUCUGGGAUGGAUAAUAGGGUGACGUUAUGACCUCAUUAGGAAUGGUUUAUUUUUAUUCUCUGUGAUCUCUUGAUGGUGCUAGUGACAGCUUGCUUAUAUUGUCUGUGUGUUCACGUGCCCAUGGCAGAACUCAGAGUGGUGGGGUCUGUGAGCAUCACUUGCUUUGGGAGGAGCAGCUUGCUGGCAGGACUUGCUUCUUGUGUGGAUGAAAGUCAGGGUGGAUUUGAUGGGUUUGUACUUAAGCACACACCCCCAAGUUUCUAAAGUGUGUGAGAAGCAGAACUGUUCCUUUCUCGGGAGAAAGUCUCUGCUUUGUGUGGGGUGAAAGGGCAUUCAUUCGCGCUGUCUUCUGUGCCAUGCUUGUGGCGGGGGUGGGGGGUACUGUGCAGUCAGCGUGCAAGUGUGUGUGAUUGCUUUUACCCAUCUGUUGGGUGCUCAGGAUGGCACAGGAAGUUACAGUGUGUCUGGCUGGGCGAGCCCCCUGCCUUGCAUCUGGGGAUUGGAUUGUCUCUAAGCUGGUGGGCUUAUUGUAGCCUGUGCUGACCUGUUGGGUCCCUGACCUGUGUGUGCUCGGGAGCUGAGAACAUGGUCCUCGGAGGUGCAGCACUCGGACAUGGGCUUAUUCCCUGAGUCUCCCAUGCAUACUUUUGUGCUAAAAUGGUUUGAGAUGCCUGGCAGAUCUCACAUCCCUUUCUAGAUUGUGCUGCUGCCCUUACUGCCAGACCACAAACCCUUCUGUGUUUCGUCAGAGGGUGAGGAGUAUCUGAUGAGGUUGCAGUUUUUAGUGGUUCUCAGCUAGGAGUGUCAGGCUUUUGCUGUGCAGAAGUAGAGUGGCUUUCCCCAGCCAGUAGUGAGCCUGGAGGAGGAGGGCUGGAAAGCAGGUCAUCAGUCUGGGGUGAUGAGGGGAAAAGCAGGUCAUCAGUCUGGUGAGAGGGGAAAGGGAGUAAAGUGGGAAAGCACGCUCCGAGGCUGAUGCAGAGGUUGCAUCCAGCCACCCAGCCACGGUGGUGACGGGCCUAGUGUCCUGGGGUGCAGGAGGCUCAGUGGUGUCCCAGUGUCCAGUGGGCAUAGAGGAACAGGCCCUGGAGUCUCACUUGUGGGUUUCUGGGUUCUUGAAUGGAAGCACCUAUCUGUUAGGGUAGGGUUUGGACUGAAGCCUAGGUGCGUGCUCCUUGACACCAGGUAGAAUCUCCUCUGAAAGAAUGGCCAGAGGAAAGUAGGUUCUACUGCUGUACCUGGUGUGUUCCAGGCCAGCCAUGUGUACAUCUGGAACGAGAAGGCAGGUGGCUCUGGUUCGCAUCCUUUGGCUCUGAGUCAGUUGCCGCACUAGCCAGCUAAGGAGCUAUGUUGGCCCCUCUAGCUCAGACUCUUCUGUGGCCUUGUGAAGUAGAAACCAGGUGCUGUUCUCCGGGGCACUUGGCGUAGCAUUCAGCGUGACCCCCUCACAGGCCCAUCGGAAGAAGGUGUGGUUUUCAUACACAGAGUCUCUAUUAUUUCGCUGAGUCAGCAGAGUGGCUUGUUUCUAUUAAAAUAAAUGCUGGGACCAGUGCCUGGGGUAAGAAAUAAGUUUUGUUCCUCAUAUUUCAUGUGAAAAGAAUAAAAGUGAUUACAGUGGCAAGAACAGACCUGCCAGAAUCAGUAAAAGGAGAAUGAGAAAGGAGCCCAGACAGUCAAGUGCAAACUCGCUUCCCCAAAUGUCCCUUGACGCAGAGCGGUGCCAUGUCUCAGGAUGGCCGGGAUGUAGCUUUCCAGGUUUCAGAAUGUUGUCUAUGAGCAGAACAGAACGAUCAUUUAUGUUACAGUUCUUGUUUUUCUUGCAGCUCUGGGGUCAGUGCAUAGUUGAAGUCAGUUCAUAUUUCUUACAAGAAAGCUUUGCUUUUUGUGGCAACAAUUUUAUAGCUUGUGUGAAUUCCUUUUUUAUUUAAUGAUCUGAAAACAGUAUUUUUGCACACUUGUGACCGAGUGUGGUGGCGUCACUUUAACCGAAGUACAUGCACCAGCCCCUGUGCAGUCAUUGUUCCUCUGGUGUUGUGCAUUCCCAGUGUUCAAAUGCAGACCUUCGAGACUUCCUGUGGAGGCUCUGCGGCACCGCAUGCCCGUGCCCUGCCCGCUGCAGAGUGUGACCUGAGACCGUAGCAGGCUCCUGCCUGUGAGGCUCCGAGUUGCCCUUGCAGGGAGCAACAGUAUGAAAACCAAACACGUAAUGAUAAACGUACCUUAGCAAAAAGAGUGUAUUUGUUUUAUGUGAACCUGUACAGUAAAUAAAGUAUCAAUUAUGAAUAUCA